CAGGUGGAAUGGCAUCCCGGUCUUCUAGAUGUACCUGCUCAGACUAAGUUUGAUUACCUGGUGACUGACCUAAAUGGGGGACCUCAACCUCCCUCACCCUACGAGGAGCAAUACAAGAAGACCACGUUCAAGGGUGGUGCAAUUGCAGGACAGCUGACAACAGUAGGGAUGCAGCAGAUGUUCGCCCUGGGGGAAAGGCUGAGGAGGAGCUACGUGGAAGAAGCCAACUUUCUCUCGCCAACAUUUAAGCCUGCUGAGGUUUUGAUCUGUUGUCAUUGUCACUGACGAAGCAAGCUCUGAAAUCCUCUACCCCAAUUACCACAACUGCCAGCGCCUGAAAUGCUUGAGCAGGCAUAAGUUGAAGAAUGCUCUGCAACAGCCAGGUAUCUCCGAUGACUUGAAAACAAUUAAGGAGAAGAUGGGUAUUGAUGGCGAUAAGUCCGUGGAUUUUCUUCUCCUCCUUGACAACAUUCUUGCUGAGCAGGUGCACAAUUUGCCAAGCUGCCCUGUGCUGAAGCACUUUCAGCAGACAGUUGAGCGUCGAUCUGUUGACUCGCUGCUUUUCCUUCUGGAAGACGGUUCAAGAGAAGUUCUUCAGAUGAGCGUCGGUCUCCUUUUCCGUACCUUACAGAAGAACAUUACAGAAGCAGUAGAUCCCUCAUCUCCAGCUGAAAAGGCCAGAAAGCUCAUUCUCUAUGCUUCUCAUGACGUUACCCUUAUUCCUCUCCUGGUGGCACUGGGCACCUUUGAUCACAAGUGGCCACCUUAUGCUGCAGAUGUGACCCUGGAACUGUAUCAGGACCGGCAGUCCAAAGAGUGGUUUGUUCGCGUGUCUUACCACGGAGAGGAGCAAGUGGUGAAAGGAUGUAAAGCACGUCUCUGCCCACUCGAAGAAUUUCUAGAAGUUCUUUCACAGUACUCGGUCAGUCCAGAGGAGUACAAUAACCUGUGCUCCCAAAUGCAGGGGAAUCAGCAAACUGACUCAUGAAUAAGUUGUCUUAAAUUAAAAUUUGUUUAUUGUCA
Nipponia nippon (crested ibis) is the source of this 1023-nucleotide messenger RNA. The record is from RefSeq and is a predicted model, not a curated record. NCBI's taxonomy places the organism in Eukaryota, Metazoa, Chordata, Aves, Pelecaniformes, Threskiornithidae.